AAGCCCUAGGCGCUGAUGGGCGGGAAAAUUCUAGCUAGUAAACCUCUUAAAUGUGCUCGUCAUUCUUUAUUUUAGGUCAGUCAAGGAGCUCCCGGCGGAGAUAGCGAUCAGGUAUUUCUCUCUCGAUCACUGUAGCUACAGCCGAUCGAUCGAUCGGGCGCGCCGCGCUCCGGCCGCUCCAGCGAUGCCGAAUUCCAGGAAGAAAAUGGAGGGCCAGAAUCUCAUUUUCUACGCUUCCAUCGCUCAGGGGACCAAUAUUCUAGCCGAGUGCCUCGACGACGAUCCCGGAUUUGCAGCCGCCAUGGCGGAAUCUCUGGCUUCGCUCCCGCCGAUGCACAAGACCGUCACAUUUGCCGCGAACAAUCGCCUGGCGUGCUACCUCAUCCACCCCCCGCUCACGUAUUGUGGGGUCUUUGACGAAGUCUUUGGAAAGGAGCACGGGUUUACGUUCUUGGGCCAAAUCCAGAGCGAUUUUAGACGGCUACUGCUUCUCCGGGGCCUCCAGGAAGAUCGAGACGAGCUCCAAAACUAUCACUUGGAUCGUGACCUCUUGCCAGUGAUGAGAAAUGCGAUCAACGACGCUACCGGGAGGCAGUGUUACGAAGGCUUUUCGGAUCAAUCUUUCGACGAUAGUGUGCCUUUGAUGGGCAAGGGGCGGCUGGAGAGGAGGAUGUCCGGUGACUCUACGCAAGCGCAGUUCUCGUCGUCGUGCUCGCCGCUCGCCAGGGGCAAGUCGAGCAAGCACAAGCAGUACGAGCUCCGGGAGGUGGUGAUGGAGCGGUGUGACAAGUCCGAUGGUCCAGCGCAGGCAAUGGAAACCUCCUCGGGUGGCAAGAGUGUGGGGAACUCGAGGAUGAGAGCUCAGUGGCAAAGAAUGCGGUGCUGUUGCAGCAUGAAGUUUAUACUCGCGAUCGAUGCUGUCGUGUGCGUGGUCUUGCUCUCGGUCUGGCUGGCAGUUUGUAGAGGUUUUCGGUGCUAGAUCGUGACUAAAGGCUGUGGGGCAAUCAAUGAAUGCAAGUGAUAGACCAUGUGAAGUUCAUUCAAGGUGACUAUUUUUUUUCAAAAGAAUUGCCGGCAGCAAUGUACAUCUUGUUUAUUACAGCUCCUCAUUAGUCUUCUGUUCGGCAGUCUCCACGCAGCAGGAAGGUUAUGUUACAAGUGAUCAACAGCAGGAAUAGCAAUAGCAGCAGCAGCAGAACGAUACGAGAGAGGAAAGAAUAGAAAGUUCUCUCAAGUCCCCAGAGCGAGAGCUCUAUGCCGGUUCAUGUCAGUAUGAUAUUCAUUGCUCGUG
Messenger RNA from Selaginella moellendorffii, 1291 nucleotides. Its product is annotated as phytolongin Phyl1.1. The record is from RefSeq and is a predicted model, not a curated record. Gene Ontology annotation, cellular component: membrane. NCBI's taxonomy places the organism in Eukaryota, Viridiplantae, Streptophyta, Lycopodiopsida, Selaginellales, Selaginellaceae. The transcript is spliced from 2 exons. Bases 185 to 979 code for a protein of 264 amino acids.